Molecule: messenger RNA, 9888 nt
Organism: Armigeres subalbatus
Lineage: Eukaryota; Metazoa; Arthropoda; Insecta; Diptera; Culicidae
Product: transcriptional regulator ATRX-like
Exons: 9
Coding region: 527-9151 (2874 amino acids)
Cellular component (GO): nucleus
Molecular function (GO): ATP-dependent chromatin remodeler activity; ATP binding; ATP hydrolysis activity
Source: RefSeq, a predicted model, not a curated record
CGGAGCGCAUCGCAGAAAAGAAGCAAAAAGUCUCGCACGACGACAGCAAAAAAGCAUUCUCCAUCUUAAGUUUUCUUCACGGUCGGUGUAUAGCGGGACAGAGUGCAGUGCAGUGUCGGAAAUCCCAUUUAUAUCCGCGGUUCCGUAUUCCAAAUACUAUUCGUUUCCGCUUCAUUGGGUGCUGCGAAUCCGCGUUUCGGUGUUUUGGUGGUGCAAUCGUGGGGCGGAAAAAAACUGCGGGCGCCAAAUUCGCUGAAUGUUUGGAAGGUGUUUUGCGUGGGACCAAAGGAAGAAGGAUAAAGCAAGAAGCUAUUAGCAUUAGUGAGGUGUGCGAAAAGUGUAUGAAAAAGUCGGGUUUUUCUCGCGCUGGUAUCCUGGAUUAGAGUGGAAGGUGGAGCUGCUUACUGUCCCAGGAAAAAGCGAGGCGGCUGCCAAAAGAAGCCAGAGAAUAAUUGCUGAAUCGCUAUCAUUUUAAGUUUUGCUGGUGGAAUGCAAAGCUGGAUGUCGUUCUGGAUGUCGAAUCAAAAUGGCUACUGCCGUCGAAGAACCUGAUCUGUUCAAUGGCCUAGAGAUCACCGAAAUGGAUGAGAUGAACAUGGACAACAGCGACGAGUACGUUUUUAUUCCGUCCGACAAUGAAAACGAGGACGAGAAUGGAUCCGUUGCUCAAGCACCGCCGAUUAGUGAAUCUGUUGUUGACCCAACAACGGCUGCGUCAUCUGAUCCGAAAAUGUCUGUGGAAAGAGAAGAGGAGAUAACCGAAACAAUUGAAACGGUCGAACCGGUGAUCGCCAUUGAACGGAUGGAUACUCCUGGUGACCAACUUUUAGCCCAGAUUGAACUGGGCAGUGCGUUGAUGAAGAGCAUUGGCGAUGCGCGUGUUAUGGAUGGAGAAUUGCGGAUAGUGAAGAACAUUGAUCUUACUGAAGAGGACGAGGCCGCGACAGAGCAGGAAGACCAGAGAUUUACCGUUAGCUAUGAUUUCAAUCUGGAUAUGCAACAAUUGCUCAAUAUUGAACAGACAGAACAACUUUCUCCUGGUUUCACUAUUAAAGAGGAAAUUGAAAUAGAAGAGCCUGUAGUGAAUCUACCAUACGAUGAGGAUGCUGGUCCAUCCAUGUUGUUUGGAGAACAAUUAAUGAUUCAACAUGAUGAGCAUAAUGUAGGUAGCGAGGUAAUUACGCAUGACUCAGAUGCUGCCGAAAGUGAAAAUGAAGAGGAAAAUGUUGUCUUAUCUUUAAUGGAACAAUGCCCAAUUACUGUCAAACAAGAACGCCCUGAUGAGGAUAAAACUUCCGUGGAGAACGAUCAUGCGUACAGCUCUCAAACGGAUCAAGAUACUGUCACGGUAUUAAAACCAGACGACACGAUGAAAAGUUUUUUGGACAUUUCUAAGAAACUUCUAGAAGAGACUGACUCUUCUUUGGCUGAUAAAGAUCAAACAUUAAAAAGUAUAGCCAGCAUAGAACUACAACUAAGACUCUUAAAGGACAAACUUAUUCCAAAAGAAAAAUCGCCCGACCGAGAGAAUGCGAAUCAUGAUGAAAUAAAGGACAUAGUCUUACCUGCAGAGGUUCCUACAAACGAAGACCAUAUCAGCGAAACCGAGCCUCCAUCUCGUAAAGAAUCGACGGAUGUGGAUACGGUUUCGUUGGAACUAUCCCAAAAUUGUUCCGAACGUCUAGAAUGUAAUUCCGAGAGUGAACAAAUAUAUAGCAACUCUGAAGAGAGCGAUAAAGGAAGUGAAACGCCAACAUCUAAACAACCGGCAGUUGCCGUAACAUCGGCAUCUAUUGAAAAUGUAGUUGAUCAAUCAGAAAACAACCUUGCUGCAGAAGAGGAACUAGACAAGCUGCCACAAGACACAGAAGAGGAAAUGGAGAACCUCUCCAAGGAUCCAGCCGAACGAACAGAUAACAAUCUUUGUGAAGAUCUAUCAGAGUCACUAGAGCAAAUAGAACCAUUGAAUACUACAGAAAAUUUAUCAAAAAUUUUAUCUGAAAAUGCGUCUGAACCGUUGGAGCAUCAAAAUACAAUUGAUGUCACAGAAGUAUCUGACUCAAAACACAAUCAUGAUGAAAAUGCUAAGCAGGUAGAGCAAUCUGAUGAUGAUACGAUAGAAUUCCAAAAUUUAGAAAAUGGCGGUGAAAUAGAAGUAGCAGCAUCAGAUCCACAAAUUUCAAAACAUUUUGAGAUAAGAAAUGUGCAAGAUCUCAUCACUUUUGGUGACUUAUAUACUAAGGAAUGUGAAAAAAUGCUUGACUUACUCAACAACAAUCGUCAGGUGCAGAGUGAAGAUGUUGAGGAUCACAAAACUUUACAAGCAAGUGAGGAAGAAUACUCAAAAGUAGAACACUAUAUGUUGUCCCUAAAGAGUAAUAUCCACAGGUUAACGCUGAAGAUGUCAUCAAAUAAUGCACCGUUCCACGAUGAAGCAUCUUCCAAGUUUGUUGAUGUUUGUAUACAAACAGAAAAAAUCAAACGCAAACCAAUCAAUGCAAGUGCACUAAAUGAAAAGUAUAAGAAACGUCUACUAAGCUCACUGGGUGAAGAUGAAGCAUGCGAACAGGAUUCAUCGAGUGAUGCCGAAUCAUCUGGCUCGAACGAUGCGAAUGACAACGCUAGUGCAGUGGCAGAAGGAGACGGAUACGAAGAUGAUGAGGAUGAGGCAGCGUACGAAAGAAGGCAGAAUCGAAGGAAAUCAAAGCGAAUGCGGCAACAAAUAUCAGAGGAAAAGUACACAUCUGCCGUGGAAGAAUCGGAUGAAGACGAAGUGCAACCCAGUAAGAAGAAAAACAAACGAAGACUCGAUUCUACAGAUUCGACAAUAUCCAAAGGAAGCAGCACUGCUCCGACGUCAGUCAGCGUGGUACCGGAAGAUGGAGAUGAAAUCCCAGUUAAGAACGAACCGUACUCCGAAAUGGGUUCUGAAAAGUCCAGUGUAGUGUAUGACCCCAUAGAUGAGUAUGAUGAUCAGAGUACAUCAUCAGUCAAGCAAGAAACAUCGCCUGAAAUAAAUCCAUCCACUGACAAUGAAGGUUCAAAUAAAACCAAACCGGGAAAUGAAAAUGAAAAGUCGAGUACAGAACACGAAGAAAACGAAGCUGAGAUACAGUCUGAAAGCGAUUUGCUUGACGAUGUUUUAGGACAGGUGGAUGAUAUUCUGCUGGAUGUUAAUGAUAUUUUGCCUGCGGCGGAAGGGGUUGUGCAAGAUUACUUAGUUGAAGAGGAAGUUAGAACUGAACAAACAGAGGAGCCUAAAAAACAGAACCUUGAUGAAGGUAUCAGGGAAAAACCGAAGAGUAGUGGAAAACGGAUAGAGAGCGAAGGGGAAGAUGAAGCAGCUGGAUCCGAUCGCGAAGAGAUGGAGAAGGAAAAAGCACCAGAGGACAUGACUGAAUCCGAGCUAGAAGAAUAUUAUGACAACUUGCGAGACAAGGAAAUCGACAAAUUGUGCAAUCUAACAAAUCUUGAGGUGGCGAGAAAUGCGUAUCCACAAAAGCCACAGGAUGUAAAAAAGAAGCCGGUAUUGGUUAAGAAGAAGGGCCGCGUCAUCGAUGACAUCCUGAACAACGUAGAGCUACACCAUGAAUCAGAGGACAGCGAAAGUGACAAUGAAGGUUUGGAGACUGAAGAACAAUUCCUGCAAAAAUGCAAUGAAAAUAUGAAGAAUCAGCUGCUCAAUCAACUUAGUAGUAGCGACACAGAUCACGAUUCUGGGAGUGAGGACAGUGCUGUUGAAGCGCUCAAGCAAGAGGGAGAUUACGAUUCAGAUGAUUCGGCCGGCUCUAUUUUGAUGGAGAAGUUCUUGAAAAGUUUAGACAAAAACCACGACGUAAGUGGAGACGACGAGAUGCGGAAUGAAGAAAAUCGUAAGGUAGAUGAAGACGCAGACUGUUCCAGGGCUCUUACUGAUGAUUUAGAUGACGAUAAAAGCAAGAAGAGUGAUAAGGAUUUCAUUGAUGAUUCCGACAUGAAAGACGAUGAUAAUGAAGAAGCCAUGGAAAACAUGAAAAAUCGUCUGAAAAAAUCAGAGCGUGUGAAAGUAGAUUCUGAUGUCAAAGACAAAACGAAGGAUGGAGCAACAUCCACGAACAAAACGGCUACAAUCGAUCCGAUUGAUAAACAGUUGUUCAGCAAGAAAAUGUUCCGAGAAGUAGAUGAAACACUGCGGAAAGAUCGAGAGCAGGAUCUGCUCGGCCCGGAGAAUGGUUCUUUGGCAGAUCGUUCCGAUCGGAUCGGUAGUGAUGAUUCUGACGUUGAACUGUUGGAUGUCUCCAUGUUCCAACCUAAACGUAAAAUUAAAGAGCAAAAGCUUGAAGACUUUGAUUUCAGUGCAACUGCAAAGCGUACUGCGCCUCAAGCCAAAAAACCAAAUGCGAAGGACGGUGACUGUAUCAGUCUCAGUUCGGAAAGUGAAGCCGAAGUCGAGGAAACUAACGAAACUGAUGAGAAGGACAACAAACAACGGAAAAUUCGAGCAAUGUUAACACAGGAUCAGUUAGCAGAUGAAACCAAAACGGCUCAGAAAGAUGAGGAAAUACGAGUUUCAAGGCUGAAGAAGAAAAAUGAAAACUUGAAGAAGUUUUUACCCUCGUUCCAACCUGGGCCGGAAGAAAGUAAUCUUGUAUUGGAUUACGAUGCCAAAAUGGGAAGAGCCAUUUGCGUACAUCCCGAUAUAUUGAAGCUUCUGAAACCACAUCAAAAAGAAGGCGUCCGUUUUAUGUAUGAUAAUACCUAUGGAAGUGUGGAAUACAUCAACAAGAACCCAGGAUCCGGCUGCAUUCUAGCUCAUUGUAUGGGUCUCGGAAAAACUCUUCAGUUAAUUACGCUGCUACAUACAGUGAUGCGUUAUCCACAGCUGAAAACCAAACGGGUACUUGUAAUUUGUCCUAAAAGCACCGUAAUGAACUGGAGCGACGAAAUUCAGCACUGGCUGGGAUCAUUGAAAAGUGGCCCCCGGCUGAAGGUUUUCUAUUUCCCGGACAACAGUGACGUCAACGAUAAACUGAAAGUUCUCAGCGAUUGGUAUUCGUCUACGGCGAACCGUUGCGGAUGUAUGCUGAUAGGAUACGAAGCCUUCCGAAUUCUGGUCAACUACGAGAAGCGCAAACGAACUCCGUCGAAUAUACUAGCGGCGAAGGCCGCCUUCGUGAAGAAAAAGGUAGACGAAUACCUGCUGAAUCCGGGUGCCGAUCUUGUUAUCUGCGACGAAGGGCAUCAGAUCAAAAAUAAAAAGUCCGCCAUCAGUGGUGCCGUGUCGCAGAUCAAGACCAAGCGAAGGAUCGUCCUGACGGGAACGCCGAUUCAGAACAAUUUGAAGGAAUAUUAUUGCAUGGUCAACUUCAUCAAACCAUCAUUCCUGGGGAGUGAUCGAGAGUUCAAUAACCUAUAUGCUAAUCCCAUCAAGAACGGUCAACACAAGGAUUCAGACAGCAGAGCAAUCAAGAUCAUGAAACAGCGGUCGUACGUUUUGCAUAAUAAGCUGUCUAAGUUUGUUCAGCGGAGGGAAGCUGGCGUACUGAAGGAAUUUCUACCGGAGAAAUUUGAGUAUGUGUUAUUCGUUCCACUCACGCCUGUACAAGAAAAAAUGUACGAGGUAUUUUUGCAGAUGAACGAAUAUACAACACCAAGUGGAGAAGCAGGAGAAGCUGCCAAAGGUAAAAAGUUCAAGCUUCUCGCUGAUUACACAUCGCUGAGAAAGAUUUGGACACAUCCCAAGGUACUGGAGAAGGCAUGGGAGACGGCAGUGCAAGAGAAAAGCAAACGGGACGCCCGGUUCCGGUUGACCUCGACUCCGGACUCGGAUGAUGAUCGACCAGAUGAUUACAACGACAUUGCGUCGGGCGCUCUCUCCGUCACAAAUGACUGGUGGCGGAAGCAUUUGGAGGCGAACGAUCUGGAAUCGUUGUAUCCAAGCGGCAAACUUAGAAUAAUGUUCGAAAUCUUGAAGCAAUGUGAGGAGCGUGGCGAAAAAUGUUUGAUAUUUUCUGCGUUUGUGGCAGUGUUGAAUGUGGUUGAACACUUUAUGGCAAAGAUACACAACCGGGAGAAGGAAUCGAUGGCCGAUGUUUAUGGAUACAGUGCGUACAAGGGUCCAUGGGAAUCCGGUAAGGAUUACUAUCGAUUGGACGGAAAAACACAGAAAAAUAUUCGACAUCGCAUGAUAACGUCUUUUAAUGAUCCGUCUAAUAAACGAACGAAAUGCUUCCUGAUUUCGGCAAAAGCUGGCGGGCAAGGUAUCAAUCUUAUAGGAGCGAAUCGGGUGAUCAUUUUGGACACCUCUUGGAAUCCAUCCAACGAUCAGCAGAACAUAUUCCGAAUAUUUAGAUUGGGCCAAAAAAGGAAGUGUUACGUGUACCGAUUGCUGGCGAUGGGAACUAUGGAAGAAAAGGUGUACUCCCGAUCGGUAACUAAACAAGCCAUGAGUUUCCGGGUUGUAGAUGAGCAGCAAAUCGAUAGACAUUACAGUUUCUCGGAACUGGCAGAAUUGUACAAUUUAUCGAAAGUAGCGGACCAAGUGAGAGAGGUACCCAUUCUUCCGGCUGAUGAUGUACUUGCUUGCUUGCUGAGGAAUCAUCCGGAUUGUGCUUUCAAGUAUCAUGAACAUGAUUCUCUGCUGGAAAAUAAGCCGGAACAGGACCUGAGUGAGGAAGACAAACGCGAGGCAUGGGCGGCAUACGAACGGGAAAUCCAAAACAAUGAAAAGCCAUCUUACCUGGGCAAUAUGAACAUGAUGCCAAAUUUCAUGGGUUCGAUGUUCCCUGGAGCCCCCGGAUCUGGUAUUGGGCCGUAUCCACCACUCGGCUACUCCGGACUAUCAGGAACGUUGGCCGAUAUGUAUAGGAGUGAUUUCGGUUACGGAUCUGGCCUGAAUAGGCUGAUGUACCCAUAUGGAAACCAGCCUUUGCCCAUGUUGAACGAUCCCAGCUACUCGUCCAUCAUGGGCAAAUCUCCAUACCAGAAUUUCGGGCUUCCACAAACAUCUUCUAGCACCUUACCAGACUACGGUUUGUCGGCUGCGAUGAAUGGACAGGGAUCGAGUGGAACAACCAAUUAUAAUUCCACUGUUGCUCUUCAGAGUUUGCUAGAUCUGUACGCCAAAUCAAUGUCCACGGCAAUGAGUUCCAGUACAAUCACAACAGCAACAGCGACAUCCGUCUCUCCCAGUGCGUCGACUACUUCGGCAGGAGUUUCACCUUACAACGCUUUAAGUUCCUUGAAGCAGUUCAACGGUUUCCCUCCCGGGCCAUCCAUCUCAACACCUGUUCCUCAUUCAUCUCCUCAGCUAGCCCCACCAAAAAAUACACAAAGCCCAAGCAGUAUGUCCGGGGGAAACGCUGCCCUGAUCAAUAUGCUCAAUGAGCAACCCAUGCCAAUGUCAUCGGCUGCUUCAUCCGGACCAUUCUCUCAUCUAAAAACACCGCUACCUGCCCCUUCCGUUCAUGUACCACGAAGCGUUCCUAGUGCUUUAACGACCACCACGACAACAGCCUCUUCGCCAGUAUUAUCCACUACUUCACUACCACCUACUACACCAGCUUUAUCUAUCACGCAACCGUCAUCCCGGAUCAAUUUUCAUAAGCCACCGGAACGAUCGAAACCAACUCUUGAUCCUCAGCCAGUACCUCUGACAACAACAGUUGUGGCCAGCGAUGACGACGACGUAGACGACGAUGGUAUUCCCCGUCCGCAUAUCAUUGUUAGGGAUCCAUUGUCUAUCAACGCCACUGGUUCAAAGUCCCAGCAAGAACAAGACAAAGUCGUGAAAAAGAUAAACAUGGGUAUAGUCUACCCAGAAGAGAAGAAGAAAGAUCAAUCUAAAGACAUCAUGCUAAGUGCAAAGAGCAUAACCAACUUAGCGAAACCUACCAUUGCCGUUAAAAAUGUCGAGAGCAUGAAGGCAGUUCCUACGUCACUAGUUGGCUCUAAAACUCUCUCACCUGUUACUGUUAUGUCUCGCAACAAACCAAUUCGGGCAUCUCCGAUACAGACUCCACUAAUGGGAACUCAGAGGCCACAAACAGCUCGACAGUUGCAGCUACCACAAAAUCACCUUAUCCGUACUCCCCUGUCGGGAUCAUCUCCCGUGAUUAACAAGCAAUCCGCUCUACCAAGGCAGCAAGUUCCUGUGAUAACAAGCGCCAAGUCUCUACAGUUGAGCUCACCUAAUCUAACAACAGGAGCUAGUCCAAACGCGCAGAUGAGAGCUUCGAUUCCGUCGAACGCAUCGACAUCUCCUUCAGCAAAUCCUGUACCGAGAGGUUUGAUAGCUGCACAACAAUUGCGAGAACUACAGCAGCGUAUGAGCAGCAAUAACAACAAUCCGAAUCAAUUGAAUGUAGCAAAACCGAAGAACCCUGGGAACCAACUGGUACCAGUACGACCAGCAUCUGCGAAGCAGUCUCCUGGAGCUCAUCCCGUGGGAAUAUUUGCGUCACAAGCUACUUCUGGAUUGCAAACCAGUCAAAAACAGAACAAAUCACCCAUUGCACUUUCCGCCGCCGGGCGGGUGAAUAAGUCUUCUCUAGCAGACAGUGUCAGUAUAACAAAAAUCACCAGCGCCGGACAGCGAAUAGCUAUGAGCAAUCCAGCGUUGAUGAACGUGGCAUCCGCUGCCAGUUCGACAAACGCGACCAACAAUUCGACGCUGGCCAUGAAUCCUUCCGCACUGGGAGCGAGUUUAGGUCGAAAGCAGGACUUGGUGAUCACGAAAACCACGCCCGGUGCAGCGACCGUUCGGAAGGUGCUCCCUGGACCAAACAUGGUUGUGAAGGCGCACAGUGGACUACCAAAUGCCGUUACAAAACGUAACAUAAACGCAAUAAACCCAACGUUAAAAGCGCUAUCGAACGCUUCAUCAUCCGGUGGGACAGGCCCAAGAUUACCGGCCGGUAUAACGACCGGCAAUAGUAUAACCGUUCGGAAACGAAAAGCGACGGAACCGACGCUGAUCGACAAUCUCAAGGCUAAGAACAGCUCGAUCACUAUAAGUGAGGUUCGGUCCGCUUAUCAACCACCAGCGGCGAAGAAGCCCAACCAGGGUCUGGCGGCACAGAAACGGUUUGGUAGCGGUAUAACGAUUACACCGCGAAAGCCCACUACUCAACAGCAACAGCAAAACAUUUUAGAGGUAGUUGAAAUUGAAUGAGUGGGACAACUACCAUCCGGUAGCCAUCAGUGAAAUCCAUGACCGUGGAAACAGGCCGGUUUGACAAAGAAGGAUUGAUCAAUGUUAGUCGCCAUCACUAUUCAAAACAGGUUUAUGUUUGUUUUAAAUCAUGUUUUAACUAGGAAUUCUGAAUGUAAACUACCGUAAGCAAGACAGUGACGGCAUGUGUUUGGAUGUGUGCAAGCAUUAGUGAGUAUAUGGUAGAGCGGAACGGAAUGUACAGGAUAUAUGGAAUAACUCGCUUCUAAAACCAAAAUUUAAUCUAAACACAACUGUAUAGUAACUAUUAUCAGUGAAGAUUUCUGUACGAUUAGAAGAGGGAGAUAGAUUUUCGCACAAUAUUGAAGACAACGAGUUGUUUUUGUUGCCUUUUUUCUGAACCAUUGACGUGGAUAGAAAUGUGUAAAAUAUUUUUAUUAGACUGGAAGUUUUGGUUUUGUGAAUAGAUUUAUUAAUUUAAUAGCGGACUAUUUAUUUACUCUGGACAUAUUAGGUAUAUACUAGUAUUUCAUUAGAUGAUUUUGAUGAAUCGAAAGCAACACAUGAGAAUACACCUAUGCUUGUUCCGCUCUCGGUGUCGAGAUCUAGGUUUAUAAGUGUGUACAGUCACUUUUUAAAUGGCAAUAACCCACUAUGAUGUACAUUUUGUUAAUAGAAUUUGUGAUUUUACACAGCAUUAAAGAUAAUAAACCUAAUAAUUUAUCUUGUGAUACGUA